This is a messenger RNA of Penicilliopsis zonata CBS 506.65, 2094 nucleotides long. RefSeq lists its product as hypothetical. Gene Ontology annotation, cellular component: alpha DNA polymerase:primase complex. Bases 99 to 2072 code for a protein of 657 amino acids. The record is from RefSeq and is a predicted model, not a curated record. The transcript is spliced from 4 exons. Gene Ontology annotation, biological process: DNA replication initiation; DNA replication. Gene Ontology annotation, molecular function: DNA binding. NCBI's taxonomy places the organism in Eukaryota, Fungi, Ascomycota, Eurotiomycetes, Eurotiales, Aspergillaceae.
CUCCAGGGCUCAUUAAUAUCAUCGUUCAACCUCACGCCUGGAGAGGUCCAUGUUGGAGCCAAAACAGUCUAUAUAAUAGUUGGCUAUCUUUGUUUAUCAUGGAUGCCAUCACAGCAGAGCUCAAUGAGCUCUUCGCUGGGUCCUCCCCCGACGGACUGCCCCAGGACGUGCUCGCCGAACUGCUGUCCAUCUUACGGGUGCAUUCGAUACCUGCACAAGAGCUCUUCUACAAAUGGGAGUCGUACUGUCUGAAGAUGGGGCCGGAGGAGACGAGAAUGAACCUGGACACGGUCAGGGCGUUCAAGCGUGACGUCCAGGAAGCGUUGGAGCGGGACAGUCGCAGCAAGACGGGGCGACAUGCAGAGAAGAGAGGCGCUGUCACGGCGACGCCGCGGGCGACGGCGAGUUCGGAUAUGUUCGAUAUGCUGGACGGAUUGACACCUGGCGGACGUAUGGCAAAUGGGUCGGCGAAACGAAAAUCGGAUUUUGGAUCGCCUCUGGUUGCAAAGGUGGGCAAAGCCGAGAAGACCGGAUCGCCGAUGAAUGGCAAGACUCCGAGUAGACCGGCCAACGGUGUGGGAGCCGAUGGGACACAGCCCAUGCCUUUCAGCGAACGACAAAACCCCGGACAGAUCGUAGAGACCAUCAACUCACAUCUCCAGCCAUCAGAGCCACCGAUGGCGCCCUUCCCUGAAGCCCGGAUCCGCCCAACGGCAAAUACAGACAUGAAGAAGUUUGGAUACAAGCCGAUGGCGAUGCGGCUGUCCGAGUCAUCUGAGAUUCUGGACGACCGGAUCGACGAAUUCACGGCGAUCUUCCAGAAGGAAUUCCCGGCAGAGGAGCUCACUUUCGGGAGUGCUUCCACACAGAGCACUAGCGAGGUUAUUGCGGUGGGCCGGAUCGCAUCAGACACUCUGGAGGGGAAGCUCAACCCUGCGUCACUGAUGCUGGAAACCUCCCGCCGGAGCGGCGCAGGCCUGCGCGUGCCCUUGAAAGUCGAUUCCCUCCCCUCCAUCAACUUCUUCCCUGGCCAGAUUGUGGCGUUGAAGGGUAUCAAUGCUUCGGGCGAAUACUUCUCCGUCACAGAGGUUCUCUCCACCCCGCUACUACCAUUAGCAGCGUCGUCGCCAGCGACCCUUGAAGGCAUCAAUGAACGUCUGUACGAAGCGGAUGUGAAUCCGCCAUUAAACGUCUUUGUUGCGUCAGGACCAUACACUGCAGAUGAUAAUCUUGACUUCGAGCCCCUGCGAGAGAUCUGUGAGAAGGCCGCCGAGAGCUACGCGGAUGGCGUCAUUCUCCUCGGUCCAUUUUUAGACAUCGAACACCCCCUGCUGGCCUCGGGGGACUUUGACCUCCCCGAGCUGGACGGGGUCGAUCCGGAAACGGCAACCCUGACAACCGUCUUCCGGCACUACAUCUCGACCCAGCUGCAGAAGCUCGCCAGCGCCGUGCCUAGUAUCACCAUUGUGCUCGUGCCCUCCGUGCGGGAUGCCGUCAGCAAGCACGUUUCGUGGCCGCAGGAGGCGCUCCCCAAGAAAGAGCUCGGCCUGCCCAAACAGGCACGCGUGGUAUGCAACCCGGUGACACUCUCCUUCAACGAGACCGUGGUGGGCAUGUGCUCCCACGACGUGCUGUACGAGCUCCGCCGCGAGGAGGUCCUACACGGUCGACCCCGCGAGGGCAACCUACUCACCCGCCUACCCAAGUACCUGAUUGAGCAGCGCCAUUUCUCCCCCGUCUACCCGCCCUCUGCGCGCGAGAACCUCCCCAAGGCAGGCACGGAGACCGGCCUCGCCACGGGCGCUAUGCUGGACAUCAGCUACUCCAAGCUGGGCGACUGGUGGAACGUGCGGCCGGAUAUCUUAAUCUCGCCGAGUGUUCUACCCCCUUUCGUGAAGGUCGUCGACUCCGUUCUUGUCAUCAACCCGGGCACGCUCUCCAAGCGUCGAUCCGCAGGCACGUACGCCCGUGUAUCGAUCCACCCGCGCGAGAUCUCCGACGAGGAACGCGAGCAGAAGCAACUAGGCCACAAACUCUACGAACGCGCCCGGGUAGAUAUCAUCAGGAUAUAAUAAUGUAAUAUCAUGUCUCAUG